AUGGCGCCUGGAAAACGUGCAUCUCAUUCUCAGCUCACUCCGCUCUCGAAGCGACAGUGCGCGGAAGACGAAGACUCGAUACCCACCAUCCACCGCCGCUUUCGUGACACAGAGAUCUGGAAGGAGGCUCCUAUCCUCAAAGGCACAACCAAAUUCGAGCCGUUACCAGACACAAAGAAUAUCCUAAUCACCGGCGGUGCAGGAUUCAUCGCCUGUUGGCUUGUACGUCAUCUAACACUAACCUACCCAGAUGCCUACAAUAUAGUCAGUUUCGACAAACUCGACUACUGCGCUUCCCUGAACAAUACACGAUCUCUCUCGUCCUCACUAAAUUUCACAUUCGUUCACGGCGAUAUAACUUCCCCUACCCAAGUUCAAGAUGUUUUGCGCAAACACAAGAUAGACACAAUUUUCCAUUUCGCGGCGCUAUCACAUGUUGACUUGAGCUUCGGAAAUAGCUAUGAGUUCACAAACACUAACGUAUACGGUACCCACGUAUUACUCGAGUGUGCGAAGAACCAUGGCAUGCUCAAGAAGUUUGUCCAUGUGAGUACCGACGAAGUAUAUGGUGAGGUAGGUGCCGACGAAGAUGACCUCGUUGAGGGAAGUAUACUUGCGCCCACGAAUCCUUAUGCCGCCAGUAAAGCGGCGGCAGAGAUGUUGGUGCACAGUUACUGGAAGAGCUUUAAACUCCCAAUCAUCGUUGUCCGCUCCAAUAAUAUAUAUGGGCCUCACCAAUACCCCGAAAAAAUAAUUCCUAAAUUCGCCCUUCUCCUCCACCGCCAAAGCAAGCUUACCCUUCACGGCGACGGUCUCCACACCCGUCGGUACCUAUACGCUGCCGAUGCCGCUGACGCCUUUGAUACCAUCCUUCACCGUGGUACAAUAGGUGCAAUCUAUAACGUCGGCUCUACAGAUGAGAUAUCCAAUAUCGAUCUCUGUAAGCUCCUCAUCACACAUUUCGGAAAUAAUCCAAAUGACCCUGGGUUUCGGAUUGAGGAUUGGGUAGAUUAUACAAAGGAUCGCCCAUUCAAUGAUCGCCGGUAUGCCGUUGACGCAACAAAACUGAAGGGGCUGGGAUGGGAGCAAAGAACGGAAUUUGGAGAGGGUGUGAAGGCUACUAUAGAGUGGUAUAAGAGUUUUGGGGAUAGAUGGUGGGGUGAUGUUAGCGCGGUUCUGGGAGGGCCUUUCCCAGUGGUCAAAAACGGGAAUAUAGUGCCCGAGAGUGAUUUAGAUGAAAUUGAUGAAAAAAUAGGGUCUUCCUUGGAGAACGCGAAAGUCACUAAAAAGGAAUCGAAAGAUACGGGCCUAAAGGUAGCGGAGAAUACCAUUGAAAGGGUAGAGACACCAGAAUCAAAGACGAAGUCUGCCAGAGAGAGGCCCAAGCAUAGCAAGGCGAGGAACAAUUAUAUGGUGCAGAAAAGCGGAUCCAAGGAUAUCAAGAGAGGGAGUGAAGAUAGGAAGCAUAUCGAGGAACCGCAUUAUUCGAGUAACGUCCCCGAUUACAAAGAAGCAAACGGCGUUAGAAAGAGAAAUGGUAUCAGUGUUCACGCAUGUUAA
This is a messenger RNA of Morchella sextelata, 1560 nucleotides long. RefSeq lists its product as uncharacterized. The record is from RefSeq and is a predicted model, not a curated record. The transcript is spliced from 3 exons. Gene Ontology annotation, molecular function: dTDP-glucose 4,6-dehydratase activity. Bases 1 to 1560 code for a protein of 519 amino acids. NCBI's taxonomy places the organism in Eukaryota, Fungi, Ascomycota, Pezizomycetes, Pezizales, Morchellaceae. Gene Ontology annotation, biological process: nucleotide-sugar metabolic process.